Molecule: messenger RNA, 1138 nt
Organism: Trichechus manatus latirostris (Florida manatee)
Lineage: Eukaryota; Metazoa; Chordata; Mammalia; Sirenia; Trichechidae
Gene: RGS4
Product: regulator of G protein signaling 4
Exons: 4
Coding region: 127-690 (187 amino acids)
Source: RefSeq, a predicted model, not a curated record
AAAUAAACUGCCUCUGUACCCUAUUCCAGUACUGGACUCCUCAAGCUCUAUCACUAGGUUGUCUUUUAAAGAGAGCUAGGUAAUCAUUAAGAAUUCUUUCUUCCUCUUCUCUGCAGUGCAAAAGAUAUGAAGCAUCGGCUAGGUUUCCUGCUGCAGAAGUCUGAUUCCUGUGAACAUAAUUCUUCCCACAGCAAGAAGGACAAAGUUGUCAUUUGCCAGAGGGUGAGCCAAGAGGAAGUCAAGAAAUGGGCUGAAUCCUUGGAAAACCUGAUUAGCCAUGAAUGUGGGCUGGCAGCUUUCAAAGCUUUCUUGAAGUCUGAAUACAGUGAGGAGAACAUUGAUUUCUGGAUCAGCUGUGAAGAGUACAAGAAAAUCAAAUCACCCUCCAAACUAAGCCCCAAGGCCAAGAAGAUCUAUAAUGAAUUCAUCUCAGUCCAGGCAACAAAAGAGGUGAACUUGGAUGCUUGCACCAGGGAGGAGACAAGCCGGAACAUGCUGGAACCUACAAUAACAUGCUUUGAUGAGGCCCAGAAGAAGAUUUUUAACCUGAUGGAGAAGGAUUCAUACCGCCGCUUCCUCAAGUCCAGAUUUUAUUUUGAUUUGGCCAACCCUUCCAGCUGUGGGUCAGAAAAGCAGAAAGGAGCCAAGAGUUCUGCAGACUGUGCUUCCCUGGUCCCCCAGUGUGCCUAAUUCCCACUGGGAGGUGGAUGGCUGAAAUGCCAAGACUCUAUGCUCUGGAAACCCGAGGCCAAAUAUCAAUCUGUAUUAAGCACCAGUGCUUUAAUCACUUUGUAGCCUAGUAUCCAUGCUGCCUGGCAUGUGCGAGUCACUCUCAUGUAGAAACUAGAUUUCAUUUUGGUGUUUUUGGUGUUCAUCAGGGUGGGACCACAUUCUAGUCCAAUUUCCCCAAAUUUCUUUUAGGGUGCCAUUUGAGCAAGUAUCCAAGUAUUGGCCUUGUAGAUCUGGCUUUCAAAGAUUGUCAGCAGAUCUCUCCUCCCAACAGUUUGACCUCAGGGUGGUUGGUUGGUACACUUCAUGUGACAUCCACAUAUGUACACGUAUUCUGUUAGCUAGCACUUUCUGCAAGCUUUAGAUGAGGUUGAUCUAUUAUAUGUACAUAUGUAUGUGUGUGUAUAUU